Molecule: messenger RNA, 3106 nt
Organism: Acomys russatus (golden spiny mouse)
Lineage: Eukaryota; Metazoa; Chordata; Mammalia; Rodentia; Muridae
Gene: Pgap1
Product: post-GPI attachment to proteins inositol deacylase 1
Exons: 27
Coding region: 122-2890 (922 amino acids)
Biological process (GO): endoplasmic reticulum to Golgi vesicle-mediated transport; GPI anchor metabolic process
Cellular component (GO): endoplasmic reticulum
Molecular function (GO): phosphatidylinositol deacylase activity
Source: RefSeq, a predicted model, not a curated record
UGCUCGGCGGGCUCCGCGCAGGCGCGCGCUGCUCUGCUGGGCACGGCUUGGCACGGGCGUCUUUCCCUCGCUCUGUCUGGGCUGCAGCGCUUCUCCAGCGGUGGAGGCGCUCAGCUGCACCAUGUUUCUCCACUCAGUCAACCUCUGGAACCUGGCCUUCUAUGUCUUCAUGGUGUUCCUGGCGACCCUGGGGCUGUGGGAUGUCUUCUUCGGCUUCGAGGAGAACAAGUGCAGCAUGAGCUACAUGUUUGAGUACCCCGAGUACCAGAAAAUAGAACUUCCAAAGAAACUGACAAAGCGCUACCCAGCAUAUGAGCUGUAUCUUUAUGGAGAAGGGUCGUACGCAGAAGAACACAAAAUUCUCCCUUUGACAGGAAUUCCUGUUCUCUUUCUUCCUGGUAAUGCUGGAAGCUAUAAGCAAGUCCGCUCUAUCGGCUCCAUUGCACUUAGGAAAGCAGAAGACAUUGACUUCAAGUACCACUUUGACUUCUUCAGUGUCAACUUCAAUGAGGAGUUGGUGGCGUUGUACGGCGGAAGUCUUCAGAAGCAGACCAAGUUUGUACACGAAUGCAUUAAAGCCAUCCUCAAACUCUACAAGGGUCAAGAAUUUGCUCCCACAAGUGUGGCAAUAAUUGGUCAUUCUAUGGGUGGCCUUGUUGCCAGAGCAUUGCUUACACUGAAGAAUUUUAAACAAGAUCUGAUAAAUCUUCUUGUGACUCAAGCCACCCCUCAUGUGGCCCCCGUGAUGCCCUUAGAUCGUUUCAUUACUGAGUUUUAUAUGACUGUAAACAACUAUUGGGUUUUAAAUGCUCGGCACAUAAAUUUGACCACGCUUUCCGUGGCUGGAGGAUUCCGGGAUUACCAAGUUCGUUCAGGACUGACUUUUCUACCCAAAUUAAGCCACCAUACCAGCGCCUUAUCUGUUGUGAGCUCAGCAGUGCCUAAGACCUGGGUCUCAACAGAUCAUCUCUCCAUCGUGUGGUGUAAACAAUUGCAGUUGACUACAAUUCGAGCGUUCUUUGACCUUAUUGAUGCCGAUACCAAACAAAUAACUCAAAACUCUAAGAAGAAACUGUCUGUUUUGAAUCACCAUUUUAUAAGACACCCAGCUAAACAGUUCGAGGAAAAUCCAUCCAUAAUUUCUGAUCUAACAGGGACAUCUAUGUGGGUUCCAGUAAAAGUGUCCAGGUGGACCUAUGUGGCUUAUAACGAAUCUGAUAAGAUUUAUUUUACCUUUCCCCUUGCAAAUCAUAGAAAAAUCUACACCCACGCCUACUGUCAGAGCACCAUGCUGGAUACAAAUAGUUGGAUUUUUGGCUGCAUAAACAGUACUUCAAUGUGCCGACAAGGGGUUGAUUUAUCGUGGAAAGCUGAACUGUUGCCAACAAUUAAGUCUCUGACGUUAAGGCUGCAGGACUACCCAUCCUUGUCCCACAUUGUUGUCUAUGUGCCGUCUGUCCAUGGAAGUAAGUUUGUUGUAGACUGUGAAUUCUUUAAGAAAGAAACGAGAUCCAUACAGCUUCCUGUAACUCAUCUCUUUUCAUUUGGGCUGUCCUCAAGGAAGGUGAUACUAAAUACGAGCGGCCUGUACUACAAUAUAGAGCUUCUGAACUUUGGACAGAUAUACCAGGCUUUUAAAGUCAAUGUGGCCAGCAAGUGCACAGGGAGCAAAGAAGAAAUAACUAGUAUCUAUAAACUUCACAUCCCCUGGUCUUAUGAAGACUCACUAACCAUUGCACAGGUUCCAUCUUCCACAGAAAUUUCCCUGAAACUUCAUGUUGCUCAGCCGGAAAAUGACAGCCACGUGGCCCUGUUAAAAAUGUACACGUCGUCAGACUGUCAGUAUGAGGUGACAAUUAAGACCUCCUUUCCACAAAUACUUGGACAGGUGGUUAGAUUUCAUGGCGGAGCCCUUCCUGCCUACGUUGUAUCCAGCAUCCUUCUUGCUUAUGGAGGACAGUUAUACUCUGUCUUCUCAACAGGUUAUUGCUUAGAAUAUGCUACAAUGUUGGAUAAAGAAGCCAAGCCAUACAAAGUUGACCCAUUUGUAAUUAUGAUUAAGUUUUUGUUGGGGUAUAAGUGGUUUAAGGAACUCUGGGACGCGGUGUUGCUGCCGGAGUUAGACGCCAUCGUUUUAACUAGUCAGAGUAUGUGCUUUCCCCUUGUGUCCUUGAUUCUCUUUCUGUUUGGAACAUGCACAGCGUACUGGAGCGGCCUGCUCUCUUCCACCUCUGUGCAGCUCCUUUCUUCGCUGUGGCUCGCCCUGAAAAGACCUGCUGAACUUCCAAAAGACAUCAAGGUGAUGUCGCCAGACUUACCUGUUCUGACAGUUGUCUUUCUCAUAGUGAGUUGGACAACUUGUGGAGCGUUCGCCAUACUUCUGUCUUAUCUGUAUUAUAUGUUCAAGGUUGUUCAUCUCCAAGCCAGCCUAACAACCUUUAAAAACAACCAGCCAGUGAAUCCCAAACACUCAAGAAGAAGUGAAAAAAAGUCCAACCACCAUAAGGACUCCUCCGUGCAGAGUCUUCGCUUGUCUGUCAGCGAUGCUGAGGACAGUCUGCGCAUGCACAGCACCGUGAUCAACCUGCUGGCGUGGGUCGUGCUGCUCAGCAUGCCGUCCCUAAUCUAUUGGUUAAAGAACCUUAGGUAUUAUUUUAAACUUAAUCCUGACCCUUGCAAACCCCUGGCAUUUUUCCUUAUUCCCGCUAUAGCGAUUCUUGGAAAUACUCACACGGCUUCAGUAAAGUCAAGUAAAUUGCUGAAGACUGCCUCACAGUUUCCGCUUCCUCUGGCUGUUGGUGUGAUUGCUUUCGGCUCCUCCCACUUAUACAGGGUUCCGUGUUUUGUUGUCAUCCCCCUUUUAUUCCACGCGUUGUGCAACUUUAUGUAGAGCUGGAGCUAAGAGUGAUGGAAACGAUCUAUGCCUUUAGGACCAGUGAGACCGCGAACACACCGCCCCACCAGCGCCAGCAGUGAGGUCCUUUGCAGAAGACAAGUCUAUUUUUACAGUAUUGAAAAUAGGAAAUUAGUUUUGUAAUGCUUGAGGGGACGUAGUUGCAGCAUGACUCACCUUGUGACGUAGCAUCUAUGUGUGUACUUGUCAUAG